AUGUACAGUUUCAUGGGUGGAGGACUGUUCUGUGCCUGUGUGGGCAACAUAUUGCUGGUUGUAUCUACAGCAACAGAUUACUGGAUGCAAUAUCGGCUGUCGGGGGCCUUUGCCCAUCAGGGUCUCUGGAGAUAUUGUAUUACUGGAAAGUGCUACAUGCAAACUGAGAGCAUUGCUUACUGGAAUGCUACACGCGCCUUCAUGAUCUUGUCUACCUUGUCAUGUUUUGCUGGAAUCAUUGCAGGAAUUUUGUCCUUUGCUCACUUCUCUACUUUCCAAAGGUUCAACCGGUCCUUUGCUGCUGGGAUCAUGUUCUUUAUCUCUACACUGUUUGUCUUGCUGGCCAUGGCAAUCUAUACUGGCGUAACAGUGAAUUUCCUGGGGAAGCGUAUUGGUGACUGGCGUUUUUCGUGGUCCUAUAUCCUUGGAUGGGUGGCUUUGCUUAUGACCUUUUUUGCUGGGAUAUUUUACAUGUGUGCUUACAGGAUGCACGAGUGUCGGCGUGUCACUGGACCCCGUUAG
This is a messenger RNA of Bombina bombina (fire-bellied toad), 522 nucleotides long. RefSeq names its product lens intrinsic membrane protein 2 (gene LIM2). NCBI's taxonomy places the organism in Eukaryota, Metazoa, Chordata, Amphibia, Anura, Bombinatoridae. The transcript is spliced from 4 exons. Gene Ontology annotation, cellular component: plasma membrane. The record is from RefSeq and is a predicted model, not a curated record. The coding region runs from base 1 to 522 and encodes 173 amino acids. Gene Ontology annotation, molecular function: structural constituent of eye lens.